Molecule: messenger RNA, 3277 nt
Organism: Carcharodon carcharias (great white shark)
Lineage: Eukaryota; Metazoa; Chordata; Chondrichthyes; Lamniformes; Lamnidae
Product: actin-related protein 2
Exons: 9
Coding region: 116-1300 (394 amino acids)
Biological process (GO): Arp2/3 complex-mediated actin nucleation
Cellular component (GO): actin cortical patch; Arp2/3 protein complex
Molecular function (GO): actin filament binding
Source: RefSeq, a predicted model, not a curated record
CCAGUCCCCGCCCAUCGCUGGUCACGUGUCGGCGCGCCCUGUGGAGUGGGAGCCAACGGUCGGUGCUGAUUUCCGGUGCGGGGCGGAAAGUUUCAGCUGGAGGCGGCUCGGGACCAUGGACAGCCAGGGCAGGAAGGUGGUGGUGUGCGACAACGGCACCGGGUUUGUGAAAUGUGGCUAUGCUGGCUCCAAUUUUCCAGAGCACAUCUUUCCAGCGCUGGUGGGCCGUCCGAUUAUCCGCUCCACUGCCAAAGUUGGGAAUAUUGAGAUCAAGGAUCUGAUGGUGGGGGAUGAAGCCAGUGAGUUGCGUUCUAUGUUAGAGGUUAACUAUCCUAUGGAAAAUGGCAUCGUUCGAAACUGGGAUGACAUGAAGCAUCUGUGGGAUUAUACGUUUGGCCCUGAGAAGUUAGAUGUGGACUCUAAGAAUUGCAAGAUUCUUCUAACUGAACCACCAAUGAACCCCACAAAGAAUAGAGAGAAGAUAAUAGAGGUGAUGUUUGAAACAUACCAGUUUAGUGGAGUCUACAUUGCUAUUCAAGCUGUACUCACACUGUAUGCUCAAGGUUUACUGACUGGUGUGGUUGUGGACUCGGGUGAUGGAGUGACACACAUCUGUCCUGUGUAUGAAGGGUUUUCACUGCCACACCUAACGCGGAGGCUUGAUAUUGCUGGCAGGGAUAUUACCCGAUACCUCAUUAAGUUACUCCUUCUGCGAGGCUACGCCUUCAACCACUCGGCUGAUUUUGAAACCGUUCGCAUGAUGAAGGAGAAGCUGUGUUAUGUGGGAUACAACAUUGAACAGGAGCAGAAGCUGGCAUUGGAAACUACUGUAUUAGUGGAGUCCUAUACGCUUCCAGAUGGCCGAGUUAUUAAAGUUGGAGGAGAGCGGUUUGAAGCUGCUGAAGCCUUGUUUCAGCCUCAUCUCAUCAACGUUGAAGGUGUUGGUGUGGCUGAGUUACUUUUCAAUACUAUCCAGGCAGCUGACAUUGAUACCAGAUCGGAAUUCUACAAGCACAUUGUCCUCUCUGGUGGCUCCACCAUGUACCCUGGUUUACCUUCACGCCUGGAACGUGAGCUCAAACAGCUGUACCUUGAGCGUGUACUUAAAGGAGAUGUCGAGAAACUUUCUAAAUUCAAGAUUCGCAUUGAAGAUCCACCUCGGCGCAAGCACAUGGUGUUUUUGGGUGGAGCUGUCCUAGCAGACAUCAUGAAGGACAAGGAUAGCUUCUGGAUGACCCGUCAGGAAUACCAGGAGAAGGGCGUGCGUGUGUUAGAGAAACUUGGAGUGAAUGUUCGAUAAACUAACACAUUUGUUCCAACGGUUCUUGCUGCUUUUUUUUUCUUGCUCAUCUUUAAAUCGUUUGACUAUCUGACAUGAAUAGGCUUCUGCCCUUUGACUCCUGGGGGUCAGCUUUUGUUCACUGGUACUGCUGGUUUCCUGGGAGAGCUUUGUUUAAUGUUUGUCAACUUGCCUAAAUUUAAAAGCAUUUAACUUGACUAUUUCCUUACAAACAAAAAAAGGCCAUGUGGGGUUUGGGAUGGGAUUGAGAAGGGCCUGUCUGCUGCAUUGUGACAGCUCUGUAGGCACUUGGAGGGCUCCUGUAGGCUUUAUUUGCAUCCAUAGCAUUGGACUGCUAACUCUGUCUGCAGAACACCAGGUGGUUUGAUGCUCUGGCUGAGAGGAGCUACUACAUUCAUUUAAAGAAAAAAGCAGCUUUCAUUGCCACUAUAUUGCAGUGGUUAGCACUAUUGACUUAAUGAUUUUUAACGUAGUUUCACCUUCAGGAAGUGGGGCCAGAGUAUAUUGUUAGUGUCAUUUUUGUUUUCUUAACAAAGUCUUCAUUGUAGUGUCCAGGGAUGCGCAGUGGUAGUCGAUUAUUAAAUUCGGUUCCAAGAUUUUUCUGUUGUGGGAUGUUUAAAUGGUAAAAGCCAGCUAGCCUAUUUAACUAUGUAUGUUGCUUCCUCUUUGAAACCGUGGUAUGCAGUGAUGCACAUUUCUGAUACGAUACAAUAAGAAAUGUGGCAAUGGACGUACAAAAUACUCUUCAUUUGGCGCAAAGCUGCAGCAAAAAGAAAACUUGUUCAGCCAAAAGGGACUGGGUUCCCUUGUGUUAGGUUUAAACUUUGUAGCUAUGUUAAACUAAAAUUAAACCUAUAUUAUAUAAAUAUAUAUAAAAUAUGAAAAGCUAGAACAUAUAAAUUGAUAGAGCUGAUAUUUAAGUUGAUCAGCGCUCAAUUGUGUCUGAAGCGCUUCAUGUUGGAACUCAUUAAAUAUUAAAGAGAAAUUUUUUAAAAAUGCAGCGUAUACGGUUGCCCAGUGCCAGAAGAGUCGUCAUAACUGGAUCUUUUUUUCAUAUCAACUGCAUAAAUCAAAAUAAAGCAAAGUGAUUUGUAGAUAAUUGUGCAUACAUUGUUUAGAUUGGUGUCAUUGUGUAGGGUGAGAUGGGGCAUGUAAUGUUUCAGUCAUAGAAUUGGGAACUGGGUGCAGAUGGAGCCCACUCAGCCCGUCGUGCUUCUGCUGGUACUAAUCUGCUGAUCUGAACUAUCCACUGCACUUUACCUGUAACUUUUAAUAUUUGUUUUUCUUCUAGUUUAUCCAACUGUCUCUUAAAUGCAAUCGACUUGGCUUCAGUAGUUACCUGUAAAAUGCAUUCCAUCUCCUAAUGACCUUAUUGUGUUGGGGUGGUGGUGGGAGGGAAGAGAUCCUUCAUACUGCAAUUCCUAUAGAACCAAACAGUGUAAAUGUUGGUGCCAAACUUCUCAACUGUUAUCUGCCAAAUUUCAAUAAUAAAACUUGCAGCCUUGGGUCCCUAUCAAAUAUGUUGAAAGGCUUGGUGUGCCUGCCUGUAACAUACAAAUCUAAUAUGAAGAGGGUGUGUGAUCUAUUUUAGAAAAACUGAAUGAGUGGCAUACAAGCUAUUUGGAAUGUCUUUAAGAAAACUCAAAGCCAUUCAGAGUCCCCUUCAACUUAUUUUAAAGAGAUGUUAUCUGACCUGGCAGCUCUAAAUAGCUGAAUUAACAAGGACCAUACCUGCGUAACGUUCUUCAAUUAUCUUGGAUCUUUAAUAAAGUUUAAUUAUGGGUUACCCUCAUUAUCCUCCUUGCUUGAACCAGCACUGUGUUUCAGAAUGAAUAAACUGGUGAGAGUAUUGUAUGAACUUCAGUUUUUAAUGGUUGCUCUGUUUCUUAAAAAUGUAUUGUGCAACUUUCAGAACCAAAAGUUGAGCAAACAACUUGUGUAAACGGUUGCUAUUAAACUAGUGCAAAGUUGGCCACA